AUGUCAAUGUAUACUGGUAUACCCCGACCAGUAGCUGAUCUUUGUGAAAACGAUGAUCUAGCGACAAUGAUUGUCGUUGAUAGUAUGUUUGGAUUCACCACACAUAAGAUGAACGUUCGUUUUCGAGCAAAUCGUCGUUUGUUACCGCAAUGGAAGCUAGCAAUCGAACAAUUUCAACGGCAUCUAGAUUACGAAAAAUGUUUUAAUCAAGUCACAGCCAUUGGAUCGUGGUAUGAGAAUUUACUCGCUCGAAAAAGUGCCGUACAACUAGCGGCGUUCAAAGAACAUCUAUUUCGUUUUCUUCAUCUGUUCAAUGUAAAUUCUGGUGUGACAUUGCAACCGUGCUAUCGAUAUUCAACAGAAAAAUGCGGAGGGAAAAUUGUAGCAACCAAAGCAUGGGCAGUACAUGAUAAGAUCGAAAUGUUAAUUGGUUGUAUAGCUGAAUUAAGCCCAGAAGAAGAACAAGUUUUCCUCAAGCCUGGCGUCAACGAUUUCUCUGUUAUGUAUUCAUGUCGAAAGAAGUGCUCACAACUAUGGCUUGGUCCUGCCGCCUAUAUCAACCAUGAUUGUCGAGCAAAUUGUAAAUUCGUGGCAACAGGCUUAAGUUCGGCUUAUAUACAUGUUCUUCGUCCGAUCGAAGUUGGUGAUGAAAUCACUUGUUGUUACGGAUCGGAUUUCUUCGGUGACAACAAUUCACUUUGUGAAUGUCGUAGUUGCGAAAUGCUUGGUCAAGGUGGUUUCGCGCGAGACAAUUCAGCACUAUCAAAACCAGCAUUAGGGACGGUCGCGUCAUCUUCAACAACAUCUACGACAAAUCAAUCAUCAACGAAUAGAACAAUACUUGUUCCAACACGUCUACGUCAAACUGACAAACGUUUACGAAAGAUCUAUUCAGCGAAUAAUAGUAAUGCGACAAUGAAAGAGAAAAAAGAAACAUCCGAUGUAGAAACUAGUUUCAUACCAGUAAAACAAUUAAUAGUAAAUCAUCGAAAUAGAACGGACCAAUUCAUCUCUCCAAACAACGAUGCAAAAGUGAUGACGAAUAAUACAACAACAGUUACUUCUGAUGAAAAUAAAUGCAAAAAGAAGAAGAUAAUUAUUCGAAAGAAGAAAACAAGUAAUAUUAACACUAGUCUACCCUCUCAACCUUCAUCUGUGAAUCGACUCAUCACUCGUCGACGACCAAGUAGUACACAUUCAUCGUCAUCGAAAUCGCCUGUUACUAUCUCACGAAAUCAACCAACACCAUCCACGGCGACAACUACUUCGUCCGACUCUGCGUUUUUCUCCGAUGGUACGAAUUCCACUUCGCGUUCAUCGACAAUACCUACCAAACAAACGACAGAAUCUACGUCAAACACGACCCAAUCACAAACAAUGGUGAAUCACACUCGUUCAUCACGUUUACGUUCACCUGCGCUAUCUACAUCGUCAUCAUCAUCGUUAUCCUCAUCUUCGCGAACGUACACCGGUGGUCGUCGACGUACUAUUUCUCAAUACUCAUCAUCAUCAGCCUCGUUGACAACACCCACUCAUUCAAAUAAUCCAAAUUUUCUUAUUUGGCGACCGACUCUUCGUUCACUUCGUCAUUCAAGUACAUCUUCAUUUAGUUCAUUAUCAUCACGAACUGAUAGUGAAAACAACGAUCAUCAUCUGAAUAAGAAGGAAGAAGAGAAUCCGAAUUCUCAGCGAAAAAUUGUACCAAAAUUAACAAUCCGUAUGAGACCUGAUCCGAUUCUGUACAAUGAACUGGGCAAGGUGAAUCCAUCGAAAUCUUCUCUCGUUACGAUCAAACUUGAGAAUGGAAAACGAUCAUCUCUCGAUAAUUCAUCAUUGCGUGCGAAUAUGGUGCAAAUCUUUAUUCGACAAACAGAAAACUCAUCGGAACUACUUCUGAUUGAAUUGCAAGGUAAUUUAGAAUAUGCUGCUGGAAAACAAUCCUUAUCCGGUGAACGUCUGGGCUUUCUAUUUUUCACCCAAAAUGAUAUGCCUGUAUGCGUGAUUGGACAACACGUUCUUGAUGGGAAAAUGGUUGAAUUGGAAAAACCAUUGUUCGUCAUGCGGAAACAACAAGAGGAUGGUGCGAACAAUACAAGUUAUCAAGUUGAAUAUGUUAUCAAACGAAAAUUACUCUUCCACAAACGAUCGAAACCAAUUGUGCAUUAUGCAUCGAAAAAAGUCUGA
This is a messenger RNA of Adineta ricciae, 2184 nucleotides long. NCBI's taxonomy places the organism in Eukaryota, Metazoa, Rotifera, Eurotatoria, Adinetida, Adinetidae. The record is from the annotation of a GenBank genome assembly.